Aspergillus sclerotioniger CBS 115572 is the source of this 1629-nucleotide messenger RNA. RefSeq names its product J domain-containing protein. The transcript has 3 exons. Gene Ontology annotation, biological process: cellular response to misfolded protein. Gene Ontology annotation, molecular function: Hsp70 protein binding. The record is from RefSeq and is a predicted model, not a curated record. Bases 313 to 1377 code for a protein of 354 amino acids. Lineage: Eukaryota; Fungi; Ascomycota; Eurotiomycetes; Eurotiales; Aspergillaceae. Gene Ontology annotation, cellular component: endoplasmic reticulum membrane.
CUGAACCUCCAGAAACUCACCACGUUUUAUCAAUCCCAAUACAGUUUAUUGUUCCCCAGAUCGAGGGUGGCUCGCACCAGUCAGAACCAGCCAAUCCUUUGCCCCCUGGUCUCUUCGUCGCUGAUACCGCUUGGAUCGAUCGCCAAAAACGGCCCCCUCUAUUAUCUGGAAUCUGUCCGUUCUCGCUGAUCCACCCUCCCUCUUCCGACAGCCUCAGCCUCCAUCUCCGCAAUCACAUCUCCGGCGGAGUGACAUAUUGUACAGUCGACUAGCGGAGGACAUUUUUUGAGAGAAGGCCACAGCGCUCCUACCAUGUCGUCCGCCACCGCGUCUGGGGCUGACACUGGGGGCUCUGCGAAAUCCCGCGAGCACAAUCAGGGCAAUCAGGACCGGAAAUACACACCCGAACAGAAGGCGGCGGUGCUGAGGAUACGGAAAUGCUCUACAACGGCGUACUACGAGAUUCUGUCUCUAGAGAAGACGGCUUCGGAUGGCGAAAUCAAGAAGGCCUAUCGCAAAUUGAGUUUGAUGACACACCCUGAUAAGAACGGAUAUGAGGGAGCGGACGAGGCGUUCAAAUUGGUUGCGCGUGCCUUCCAGGUGUUAUCGGACCCAGAGAAGAAAAGCAAGUAUGACAAGUUUGGAGGCGAUCCGGACAGCAGAUUUACCCCGAGCGCUGGUCCCUCAGGCGCUUCACCCUUUGGCGGAUUCGGCGGCGGUGGAUUCCCGCGGUCUGGUGCUGGUGGUUCGAUGUACGAGGAGGAGAUUUCGCCGGAGGAGCUAUUCCAGCGGUUCUUCAGCGGUGGCUUUGGCAACAUGGGUGGUGGAUUCAGCCCCUUCGGUGGACCCCAAUUCGUUUUCAACAUGGGUGGCGGCCCCGGAUUCCGAGUCCAUCAGUUUGGAGGCGCUCGGCCACGGAGAAGGCCACGCGAAGCCAACGCCCGGGCCGAACCUGCGCCAUCUACGUGGUCGACUUUCCAGCAGCUUCUUCCUCUUAUCCUCCUCUUCGUGCUCCCUUGGAUCUCUUCGCUAUUCUCUGGUUCAUCGACUCCUGCUGGCCCUUCGUAUAGAUUUGACGCCGCUGUGCCUCCCCACACGGUGCAUCGGACGACUCCUAAGCUGAAUAUCGAUUACUAUGUCAAUCCUAGUGAUGUGGAGGACUACAGUGCGCGAAAAUUCCGGCAACUGGACCAACGGGUGGAGGUGGACUACGUUUCGAAACUUCGGUAUGAAUGUGAGAGCGAGGUCCACCUCCGCGAUCGCAUGCUGCAAGACGCCCAGGGCUGGUUCUUCCCGGACGUAGAGAAGAUUAAGGAAGCGAGGGCGAUGGAGCUGAAGAACUGCCGGCGUCUGGAUUCCCUGAAGGGGAAAUACUAAGAAGCAUGACUUACCUGGCACGUGGGUGCCAUCUCUGCGGCCAUUAUACCUUAAUUUCUUUUUUUUUCUUCUUUCUUUUGUGUCCUUGACGACCCGAGCACUUUGUUCCCACUAGAUGUCCAUACGUGUGCAGGAUUUGAUGGCGUUGACGGAGUGAUGACCCAAGCUUUGGAAGUAACAGCUUUGUUUAGUAGCCUUGAGAGGAGGGGGGGGGGAAUAAUGUACAUUUGCGAGGUUCCGAAAUCGAUAGGC